Molecule: messenger RNA, 2962 nt
Organism: Diachasma alloeum
Lineage: Eukaryota; Metazoa; Arthropoda; Insecta; Hymenoptera; Braconidae
Gene: Mcm2
Product: DNA replication licensing factor Mcm2
Exons: 3
Coding region: 229-2877 (882 amino acids)
Biological process (GO): DNA replication; double-strand break repair via break-induced replication; mitotic DNA replication initiation
Cellular component (GO): MCM complex; nucleus
Molecular function (GO): ATP binding; 3'-5' DNA helicase activity; single-stranded DNA helicase activity
Source: RefSeq, a predicted model, not a curated record
GCCACUGGAGAGUUGUUUGUUAUUUCUUUAGCGCUCGUUUUUGGUGAUUUCUCCAUGACAAAAAGUGUAGAAUUGUAAUUAUUUAGUGUUAAAAGUAGUUGAAUGUCCAUGAAAAAACGAGUGCCUUCGGUUUGUGAUGAUAAUUUAAUCAUAGAGAGUCAAUAAUUGACAUUUGAAGAGUUGAGUUGUUGGUUUGUGUCGAGAAUCUCCACGAGAAACGCAGGAACAAUGAGUGAGCCAAGUUCGCCUCCUCCCCGCAGUCGCCAAGACGCUCCCACGUCCCCGGCCCCCGAGAUAGACGAGCCCUUCGAGGACGAGGGUGACCUCCUCGGUGACGACGCAAUGUCCCAAGAAGACAUAGUCAACGAUGAGGAAGCCGACGGCGAGGAGCUGUUCGGCGACAACAUGGAGGCGGACUAUCGCCCCAUGCCGGCCCUCGACCGUUACGACCGCGCCCUGAUGGACGACGACGAGUACUCCGAGCUCUCCCAGGGUGACCGAGCAGCCGCGGAGGCCGCCAUGCGCAAGCGUGAUCGUGCCGCGGGGAUCUUUCGCGAUGACCGCGACCUCCUCUACGAAGACUCCGACGAGGACGACACCCAGGCAACAAAACGCAGACGAGCAGAGAAGGCAGCAACCGGUGAAGUCGAGGACUCCGAGAUGAUCGAGUCCAUCGAGAACCUGGAGGACACCAAAGGCCACAGUGUGAAGGAAUGGGUGAUGAUGCUGGGUCCAAGAACGGAAAUCACAAAUCGCUUCAAGAACUUCCUCCGUACCUACACAGACGCCAAAGGCCACUGCAUGUACAAGGAGCGAAUCCGUCACAUGUGCGAGAGCAAUCAGUCGUCUUUCGUGGUAGAAUUCCCAGUCCUCGCUAGCAAGGAGCACGUCCUCGCGUACUUCCUGCCAGAGGCGCCCUUCCAAAUGCUCGACAUCUUCGACGCAGUGGCUAAGGAGCUCGUCCUGACCAUCUUUCCAAGUUACGAGCGUGUGACCUCUGAGAUUCACGUGAGAAUCUCCGAGCUCCCACUGAUCGAGGAGCUCAGAACCUUCAGGAAACUCCACUUGAAUCAGCUUGUCAGAACUCUUGGGGUUGUCACAGCGACCACUGGUGUCCUCCCACAGCUGUCUGUCGUCAAGUACGAUUGUACCAAGUGUGGAUACGUCUUGGGGCCAUUCGUCCAGAACCAGAAUACGGAGGUCAAACCUGGAUCUUGCCCCGAGUGCCAGAGUGUGGGGCCCUUCAUGGUGAACAUGGAGCAGACGAUCUACAGGAACUACCAGAAAAUUACUGUGCAAGAGUCACCGGGGAGAAUCCCAGCGGGUAGAAUACCCCGAAGCAAGGAUUGUAUUCUGCUAGCUGACCUUUGCGAUCGAUGCAAACCUGGGGAUGAGAUUGAUCUCACUGCGAUCUACACAAACUCUUAUGAUGGAUCUCUCAAUACUGAACAGGGAUUCCCGGUUUUCUCUACUGUAUUAUUGGCGAAUCACGUUUUCGUCAAGGAUUCGAAGGAGAUUGUUGAUUCUCUCACUGAAGAGGACAUCUCGAGCAUUCUGAAGCUCUCGAAGGACCACAGAAUUGUCGAGAGGAUCAUUGCGAGCAUCGCACCAUCGGUUUAUGGUCAUGAGUACAUUAAGAGAGCACUUGCUCUUGCCAUUUUCGGAGGGGAGUCGAAGAACCCCGGGGGGAAACACAAGAUUCGAGGGGAUAUCAAUGUGCUUUUGUGCGGAGACCCGGGUACCGCCAAGUCGCAGUUUCUCAAGUACACGGAGAAGAUUGCGCCGAGGGCAGUGUUUACGACGGGCCAGGGGGCGUCGGCUGUUGGGUUGACGGCUUAUGUGAGGAAAUCACCGGCUACCAGGGAGUGGACUCUCGAGGCUGGGGCUUUGGUGCUCGCUGAUCAUGGGAUUUGCUUGAUUGAUGAGUUCGAUAAGAUGAAUGAUCAGGAUAGGACGUCCAUUCAUGAGGCGAUGGAGCAACAGAGUAUUUCGAUUUCUAAGGCUGGGAUCGUUACGUCCCUGCAUGCCAGGUGUUCGGUCAUUGCGGCUUCUAAUCCGAUUGGGGGAAGAUACGACGCCAGCAUGACCUUCUCCGAGAACGUGGACCUCUCGGAGCCGAUCGUCUCCAGAUUCGACAUCCUCUGUAUCGUCAAGGACGAAGUAGACCCAAUGCAGGAUAGACACCUAGCCAAAUUCGUCGUCAACUCCCACAUCAAGAACCACCCCACCAAUGAAGAGAGGAAUCUCCCUGAGGAACUCCUCGACAACACUGCAGUCGAGGACAUCUCCAUCCCCCAGGACCUUCUGAAGAAGUACAUCGUGUACGCAAAGCAGAACAUUCAUCCCAAGCUGACGAACGUUGACCAGGAUAAGGUCGCCAAAUUGUAUUCCCAGUUGAGGCAGGAGAGUUUGGCCACUGGAAGUCUUCCCAUCACAGUCAGACACAUCGAGAGCAUCAUCAGGAUGUCCGAGGCAAGUGCUAAGAUGCACCUCCGAGACUAUGUCCGAGAGGAUGAUGUCAAUCUGGCGAUAAGGAUGGCGCUGGAGAGCUUCGUCGACACCCAGAAGUACUCGGUUAUGAAGAGCAUGAGGCAGACCUUCCAGAAGUAUCUGACUUUCAAGAAGGAUCACAGUGAGCUGUUGUAUUAUAUCCUGAGACAGAUCACACUGGAUACUCUGGCGUUCCAGAAGGCUGUGAGGGGAACCAGGGUGACCACUAUCGAAGUCCCUGAGAAAGAUCUCGCCGACAAAGCUAAGAGAAUCGAUAUUCAUAACUUGCAACCGUUUUACGAGAGCCCUGUUUUCAAGAACAAUAACUUUGUUUAUGAUUCGAGGAGAAAGGUCAUUGUGCAGACACUUCCUGAUGCUGAGGAGUGAUUUCAGGGGAUAUUUAAGAUGAUGAUGAUGAUAAUGCUUGUGAAUAGUUUGGAGCCUUUUUUAAUAAAUUUUUUUCUUACAUAAA